CAGAUUCCCUGAUCUCUCCAAGAAAUCACAGGAUAUAAACUGCUGCCCAAAAGCAAGCCCCGGAGAACUUCAAUAACCUCCAGGAAAGCUCUGAGGUUAGGGAGACUAGCACAGCCAAAGAAGACAUGAGGAGUCUGCUGGCACUGCUGAUCGUGACUCUGGCCCUGGCAGCAUUCUGCUGUUGUGAGGAAGAUCCCAAAGAACCCUCAGGAUCUCUCAGCGCUGACAGCAUCAAGAUUAAAAAAGAAGUUGCCAAUGCCUUUGUGAAGAGGAGGAAGAGAUCCAGCCCUUACGAAUGGUACUUGGAGUAUUAUAAAAGUCCGAUGGAGCAGAUGCAUGAGCGCUGUGAAAACUACCCCCCCUGUGACUAUCUCUCUGACCAAGUGGGAUUUGCCUUGGCCUACAACCGCUUCUUUGGGAGAUACUGAGGAUGGGAAGGCUUGGAACGCUCUUUUGCCUUGGAACACUCCAAACCCCACAGGAGAAAGAAGCUGUGGUUGGGAAGGAGGGAAGGAAAGCAUCUGGACUGCACCUUCUGUUGUCUGGAACACCAAGGCAGGGAUUAUCCCAUUUGUUGAGCUUGCAUUAACUUUCUUCCUUUCAUCAAUAAAGUUUCUCUUCAGACAUCUUUUGUGGUAUUUUGAGCUUCACCAGAAGACUCUGUCUUAUUUCCUUCCACCUGAAUCCCCAGCACACAAUUUGUGGAAAAUAGGGAUUAGCUUCAAGAAAACCACUGCAUUCAUUAGCAACAGCACUAGAUCUCUUAUCCUCUUCUGCAAAAUACAGGAGGAUUAUGGAAGAAAAGGACAUGGUGUGUGUAAAUAUGAUGGAUCUGAUCCUGGGAUGCUCACUGUGAAGAAGGAAGAAAACCUGCCUCCUGUUCCAAUUAGUGGGAAAGUUCAGUAUUUUCAUGUAGAAUAAUCACAUUAAAUAUCCACCACAGUAGGAUCAUUUGUAAAGACAGAAGUGUGCAAAUACUCUUGCAUAAAUAGCAAUCAGCUUCUGGUACACUCUUCUGAUUACUCUGUCAUAAAAUUUGCUGUAUAGCAACAAUAAAUAAAUCCCAAUAGGUGUGUUUAA
Molecule: messenger RNA, 1080 nt
Organism: Taeniopygia guttata (zebra finch)
Lineage: Eukaryota; Metazoa; Chordata; Aves; Passeriformes; Estrildidae
Product: osteocalcin
Biological process (GO): bone development; osteoblast differentiation; regulation of cellular response to insulin stimulus
Cellular component (GO): extracellular region
Molecular function (GO): calcium ion binding; structural constituent of bone; hydroxyapatite binding
Source: RefSeq, a predicted model, not a curated record